GGAAAAAUGGAAAUACUAGUAGAGAAAAAUUAAAUAGCUUGAAUUGAAAUGUCAAAACCAGAAACUCAAUUUAAAAAAUCGAAUCAGUUUGUAAAAUUUUUAGUAAUUUAAAUCUCAAGUAGCCAUAAUGAAAAGAAAGGGUAGAAGAAAAAUCUCAGUUGCUUCCAGCACGGAGUUCUAUUCCCACUCCGAAAAGCCUUUUUUGGGAAGAAGUAGAGCCUUACUGCUAGCAAAACUGAAGCGCGAGGAACGGAGUAAAACGUCCUUUGACUCCACUACGGGAUACUACUCCUACACUGAUGCGACCUCCUUGAGAAGGGCCCCAAUCACCUUCUCACCCAGUCCGGAGUUUAUGCAAAACGCCAAGGUAAAAUUAAAGUUAAUCGCCCUAUAUGAGGACCACGAGUGCUUGUGGAAUCAGUGUCACCCGGAUUUCUUUAACUUCGAGCGCAAGGAUGAAAUUUGGGAGGCGAUCGCCAAUGAAAUGAAAUUGGAUUCGCCUCCCGAGUUUUGGAAACAUUUGAUCCACAGGCUGCGCUACAAUGUGGAGCUGGAGCGUAUCCAAGAGCAGGAGGCGAGGUUUUCGGGCGGGACUGUGCAACCCAAACUUUACUACACGGACAAACUCGUAUUCUUAAAUCACAUGUUUAACAGAGAUAAAAGAAUUUCGCCUAGAGAGGUGCCUAUGCCGGUCAAGCCUUUGGGAGUUACUAUCGAAAACCACUCUUCAAAAAACCUGCGAACAGUCCGAGAAAAGCCAAAAUCUCGCACGCCCAUCAGCGAAAAGUUGGCCUCCCUCGAGAAGUUGAGAAACAACCAAAGCAGCAAGUUGGUUCUGUCUCGGGAAGCCUUUCAAAAAAUGCAGAAGGUCACCAGUGGUGGACCUUACUUUUUAACCAAGACAAAGAAUAAAUCCUAGGCUCAGCUUUCGAAAGCCCGAACUGAAGAGCAUGCAUUACAAAGACUUAAA
This is a messenger RNA of Drosophila subpulchrella, 970 nucleotides long. RefSeq lists its product as uncharacterized. The coding region runs from base 128 to 919 and encodes 263 amino acids. NCBI's taxonomy places the organism in Eukaryota, Metazoa, Arthropoda, Insecta, Diptera, Drosophilidae. The transcript has 2 exons. The record is from RefSeq and is a predicted model, not a curated record.